This is a messenger RNA of Erythranthe guttata (spotted monkey flower), 441 nucleotides long. Lineage: Eukaryota; Viridiplantae; Streptophyta; Magnoliopsida; Lamiales; Phrymaceae. The record is from RefSeq and is a predicted model, not a curated record.
AUGGGCGAGGGGAUGGACGAUGUUGUACCAAAUGUGUUCGAUUUGGCAGACUUUAUUCCGGUAUGGCUCCACCCCUUCUUAGCCGAUCCUCGCCACACGUUUUGUGGGGUCAGUAUCAAAGAUGACGUGGACAAAUUAUACGAUCGUCACAAAUUAUGCGUGAGAAAAAUCGCGGACCUGAACGAUCUUGCAAGACUGGCGACAAUCAACAGUCAAAAUGGAAACGGAGGGUACAAAUACAUGGGAUUGAAGAAGAUGGCGUCUGCAGUUCUUGGAAAGAAGAUGGAGAAGCCAUUGAACGUGACGCUCAGUAAGUGGGAUGUUGUGGAGCUUGAUCAUGAUCAAAUUGAAUAUGCAACCAUUGAUGCGGUAGUUUCUUACCAACUUGGUUAUACACUGUGCACGCCGAUUUUUUUCGUCCGCAGCCAGACUUUAUCGUAG